ACUCUCGGCUCUCUCCUUCCCCUCCUAAGUGUAGAUUUGUCAGGGCUGUGCACAUAACCCCACCAACCCCCCCCCCCCGCUCCCCCAUUUCUCUCGGACAGUUUUGCUCCACCAGUUCUGCACUGUGCCGGCCUGGAGAGGAGUAAGGGAGCGGAAAGAGGAGCAAGAGGAGAGGAUUUGGUGAAUCAAGGAGAGACCGACGGGGGAGAGGGACCAUGGCUGCUCUCUGUGACUUCCUGAAGACCUGGGUUUUACUGCAGACCUUGUGCCUGGCUCUGGCCCAAGUGAGGGGCCCACCUGGACUCCAGGGCCAGCCCGGCCCACCAGGCCCAUCCGGCACUCCCGGGUCAGAUGGCAUUGAUGGGGAGAAAGGACCUCCUGGGCCUCCUGGUCCACCUGGACUAAAGGGAGAACCAGGAGAACCAGGUCCCGAUGGAGUGCCAGGAGAGAACGGCAUUGAUGGUUUGAUUGGAGCAAAGGGUGACCGAGGUCCAAUUGGAAGCCCCGGCCCUAAGGGCAAACUCGGGCCAAGCGGCGAGCCCGGCCCUCCGGGAAUAGGCCUCCCAGGACUGGCUGGCAUCCCUGGGCCAAUUGGUCUUCCUGGUGAAAUUGGACCAACUGGAUCAAAGGGCAUCAUGGGACCACCUGGGGCUCCAGGAGUUCAUGGACCUCCUGGCAAGCCUGGUCCUCCGGGAAAGUUUAUCGGCGGGGAAGAGGGUAGUGCAGACUUCCAGUGUCCUCUUAAUUGUCCAGCAGGACCAAAAGGUCCUCAGGGACUGCAGGGAGUCAAGGGACACAAAGGACGUGCUGGUGUUCUUGGAGAGCCUGGCAGCAUAGGAAAAACGGGGCCCAAGGGAGAAAAUGGCAUCUCUGGGGAACAGGGCAUCCCAGGACCUUCGGGUCCGAUAGGUCUGAGGGGUUAUCCAGGAAUGAUGGGUCCUAAAGGAGAGGCAGGGCCUCGUGGAUACAAGGGCAUCGGCGGACCUGUAGGAAUUCCUGGGCCUCCUGGUGAGGAGGGACCUCGGGGACCACCUGGAGAGCCAGGAGACAAGGGCGACAAAGGCAGCCGAGGAAUCCAGGGCCUGCAGGGUGCAGUUGGCAAAAAGGGAGAGAAUGGUCUGCCGGGCAUUGAUGGAAAAGAUGGCACACCUGGUAUUCCAGGAAUCAAGGGCAGCCCUGGCCAAGCUGGGAGGCCUGGUCCUUCUGGUCCUCAGGGAGCAGCGGGAUUGCCUGGCGGUCCUGGGGCGAAAGGUGGACCUGGAGAUAAGGGAGAGCCUGGACCGCGAGGUCAUGUUGGCGCGCAGGGUGCAUCUGGACCACUGGGUGAACCUGGUCUUCCUGGUGAGCCUGGCAUGGAAGGAAUACCUGGGCCCAAGGGUGACAGAGGCCAGCGGGGACCGGCUGGGCCACAGGGAGUCGUUGGCAAACCUGGCAGCAAAGGAGAGAGAGGGCCCAUCGGUGUCCCAGGUGCCCAGGGCCUUAGUGGGAUCAAGGGAGACAAGGGCUUCCAAGGAAAACCUGGCUCAAAGGGAGAUUUUGGUGACCCCGGCGUUGAGGGAUUGGCUGGCGAGAAAGGUGAAAAGGGAUUGUCUGGUGAACCUGGGCCUAAAGGACAGCAAGGAGUUCGGGGAGACCUUGGGUACAAUGGGCCCACUGGAGAUCCUGGUAAACCAGGGGACCAGGGGCCACCAGGACUUCCUGGUCCUAGGGGACUCAAUGGAGAGCGAGGAGUACCUGGCAUGCCUGGCAUAGAGGGGCCCUCAGGCCGCGACUCAUCUGACCAGCAUAUUAUCGAAGUGGUGUUGAAGAUGUUGCAGGAGAGGCUAGCCGCAUUGGCGGCCAGGAGGGACGUGCACGGCGGGGCAGGUGUCAUGGGACCUCCAGGGCCCCCGGGUAAUCCAGGUGGACCUGGCCCUCAGGGGCCACAUGGUUUGCCAGGUACUCGAGGCAUUCCUGGUAUGAUGGGAGAAGUGGGACAGAUUGGAAACACUGGGCUUAAAGGGAAGAGAGGAGCAAAGGGAGAGAGGGGAGAUCCUGGUAAACCUCACCCAGGAGCACCAGGACCUCCUGGAAUACCAGGUCCUGGCGGUGUGGAUGGUGUGGCCCGGGAUGGUAAACACGGUGAGAGAGGACCUCAGGGAUCAGCCGGAAACAACGGUCUCCCUGGUGCAGUGGGUGCACAAGGUCUGCCGGGCUACUGCGAGGCGGCAAUGUGUCUGGCCGCAUCCGCAUACACCUCGCCGAGACUACAGGAGGCGGGAACAAUCAAGGGACCCAGUGUUUAGAGGUGCAUCUCUCCACAAGCAGCUCACAGCAUCUCCAGGGAGAGAGAGGGAGAGAGAGACGGAGGAAGAAGAGGGGGAGAGAGAGAGAGAGAGAGAGAGACAACUCUUCUCGGUUGGGGGACAGAAAUAGUGACUGGAUGUAUGGCGUCCCUCUUCCUGAAACUCACAAUCAUACAUUUUUUGACUGGUGGGACAUACUUUGAUCUUAAUCCCCGUAGAUCACGAUGACAGCAGCAGCUUCCAGCCACACACACACACACACACACAUCCUUUCUCCUGUGUUUUUUUGAGGAGGAUGUCAGUCCCAUUUACAACAUUGAAGCCUGUUUUCCGUUAAGUGAAACAGGAACACAUUUGUCUCGCGUCUCGCUUUGCACCCAGCCAUCAGUGUGCCUGAGCCGCGGGAAUCCGAAAACUGUGUCACGAAAAGACACUUUUACACCAAGGUCACUUUAAAUGCUUUUAUGUGUGCGGUAUUCUGUAUUGGAGUUUGUCAUCACACAGCAUCACGUCCGAUGCCUUAGAGUGUAGGGAAAAUAAACGAUCACAGCCAAAUUCACAGUUAGUACUGUCUUGUAAAAUGUAUAAUUUUCAUCCGUCAGCUUGAGUGAUUUACCUCGUGUGUACAUUGCCCCCCCCCCUUCUACCCUAGUCUCAUUUUAGAAACUAACGACUAGCUUUAUCUCUUCCUCUUGUUGCCUGGCAACAGCAUAUCCCAAUGGAUACUCCCAUCUCCCACAAUGCAGUGCUGUAAAUCUUUGUAAAUGCGUGUUGAUUAUUAUGUAGAGGAAAAGGAAUGGGUUUUGAUAUGCACCAACAAAAAAAAUAAUAAAAAUCCUGUGUUAAUGAAUUCAGUGAGUAAUAAAAAGUUCCUGCAGAAAUAAUGACUUUCCCUCAAAAUGAAUCAGUCACUAGUCCAAUUGUGCCUCCUAUGCCACUGUCAACUUUCUACAGGGUGUCAGCGAUUUAAUGACUGAUUUAUUUUCAUCACCAAAAAAAACUAUUUAUUGUUCUAUAUAAUCAUCUGUAAAGAGGGCUAUUGUCUGGCUGUUCAGGUAAACCCAAACAAAUAAAAAGGAACCUUUUGUAAAGUCCAA
Messenger RNA from Solea solea (common sole), 3382 nucleotides. RefSeq names its product procollagen, type IX, alpha 2 (gene col9a2). The record is from RefSeq and is a predicted model, not a curated record. Bases 216 to 2285 code for a protein of 689 amino acids. NCBI's taxonomy places the organism in Eukaryota, Metazoa, Chordata, Actinopteri, Pleuronectiformes, Soleidae. The transcript has 32 exons.